This is a messenger RNA of Bufo bufo (common toad), 2240 nucleotides long. RefSeq names its product gastrula zinc finger protein XlCGF26.1-like. Gene Ontology annotation, molecular function: DNA-binding transcription factor activity; RNA polymerase II cis-regulatory region sequence-specific DNA binding. Gene Ontology annotation, biological process: regulation of transcription by RNA polymerase II. The transcript has 4 exons. The coding region runs from base 13 to 1632 and encodes 539 amino acids. Lineage: Eukaryota; Metazoa; Chordata; Amphibia; Anura; Bufonidae. The record is from RefSeq and is a predicted model, not a curated record.
UACAAGGACGUCAUGAUGGAGAACCACCAGACCCUCACAUCACCAGGUAGAUCCGAUAAGAGAAGAACACCAGAGAGAUGUCCCAGUCCUCUUCUUCCACAGGAUCAUCAGCUUUUGAAACAGGAUGAAGAUCUGUACGAUAUUAAUUCUACAUAUUUAUAUGUGAGGGGUGAUGACCGGUUUAAGGAGGAAAUUCUUACAGAGACAUAUGUGUGGGAUGAUGACCAAUGUAAGGACAUUCCUACAGAUAACCGCCCAGAUGACUGUACCGGGAGCUGGGAGGAACAUCUGAUAUCUUCAGAUUUUAAAGCAGAUGAUGGUGUCACACAAGACACAUAUGAAGAGCAUGCCAUUAUCUCAGAUGUACCAUCAGCCUUUCACAGUAAGGAUCUAUCAUCUGAUCCUUUUAAACAUCUUCUAUCAUCUGGUUCAUCACAGACUGUUAAUCAAACUGCAAGUCACAGAAAGGGUGUUGUAUAUCAAAGAACACACUCGAAGAAGAAGCCAUAUUCAUGUUCAGAAUGUGGGAAGUGUUUUACUGAGAAAUCAAAUCUUAUUGUCCAUCAGAGCACUCACACAGGAGAGAAGCCAUUUUCAUGUUCAGAAUGUGGUAAAUCUUAUACUUGCAAAGCAUAUCUCCUCAUACAUAAGAGAACUCACACAGGAGAGAAGCCAUUUUCAUGUUCAGAAUGUGGUAAAUGUUAUACUGAUAAAUCAGGUCUGUUUAAACAUCAAAAAAGUCACAGAGGGGAGAAGCCAUUUUCUUGUUUAGAAUGUGGGAGAUGUUUCACUUCGAAAUCACAUGUCCUCACACAUCAAAGAAGUCACACAGGGGAGAAACCAUUUUCAUGUCCAGAAUGUGGCAAAUGUUUUACUAAGAAAUCUGAUGUUGUUAGACAUCACAUAGUUCACACAGGGGCAAGACCAUUUUCUUGUUCAGAAUGUGGCAAAUGCUUUACUCAUAAAACAUAUCUUGUUGCACAUCAAAGAACUCACACAGGGGAGAACCUAUUUUCAUGUUCAGAAUGUGACAGGUCUUUUAUUAAGAAAACAGAUCUUGCUAGGCAUCAGAGAAUUCACACAGGAGAGAAGCCAUUUUCAUGUCCAGAAUGUGGAAAAAGUUUUACUCAGAACUCAUGUCUGGCUAGUCAUCUAAGAAGUCACACAAGGGAAAAACGAUUUUCAUGUUCAGAAUGCGGCAAGUGUUUUACUAAUAAAUCAGAUGUUGUUAGACAUCAUAUAGUUCACACAGGGGAGAACCUAUUUUCAUGUUCAGAAUGUGACAGAUGUUUCAUUAAGAAAUCAGAUCUUGCUAGACAUCAGAGAAUUCACACAGGAGAAAAGCCAUAUUCAUGUCCAGAAUGUGGGAAAUGUUUUACUCAGAAAUCAUAUCUUGUUAGUCAUCUAAGAAGUCACACAGGGGAGAAACCAUUUUCAUGUCCAGAAUGUGGCAAAUGUUUUACUCAGAAAUCAUGUUUGAAUAGUCAUCUAAGAAUUGACACAGUGGAGCAGCCAUUUGCAUGUUCAGAUUGUGAGAAAUAUUUCUUAAGAAAAGCAUGUUUCAUUGAACAUAAAAAAACACACACAGGACAACGAGCUCUGGUUCUGCCCACGAUGACUCAAAGUUAUUAAAGCUCCAUUACACACCUUUGACCUUCAGCAACCCUCUCCACAACUCUUUUCACUGUAUAAUUGACCUACUCCUAAGCAUCUCCUGGGCCAACCCAAAAGGGUACAAAGUCACGAAGAUCACAUAGUGUCUAAGUGAUUAUUUUUUUCCCAGCCCUUUAAUGUGAAAGAAAUGGCCUCAACUAAUCUCAUUGUUCCGACAGUAACUCUUCCUCUACCAGCCUCCCCAUAACUGACAACUACCAAAAUGCAUGGUAGCUGAGAAUUCAAAGCCAGAGAGGCAGACCUGCAGCCAGCUAGUUUCUUCUCAGUGCCAUGGUGGUACAGAUCUGACCAUACCUUUUGUAUAGAGAUUAUCUGUGAAUCUCAGACUGGAUCACCCAAGUUUAGCUAAGCAGAGACCAAAACUGUCUUCACCAGAUGAUCAGGACUUAGAGGCAGAAUUGCUCAGGGCACCCCUUUGAGAAAGCAAUGCUACUUUUAAGUACAAACUUUAUUAAGACCGGUGUUUUAGACGCCGGUCUUAAUAAAGCUCUAAACUGGCAGUGGUUCUGCCGAAGUUAUGAAGAGACCAAGGCCUCUUCAUAUCUUCGGCGGAUCCUCAGCCAGUU